AUGAAGAGGGAGCACGAUGAGCUCGCUGAGGACACAGCAGACCUUACUCAGGUCUCAAGCGAGGGAUCGCGUCUGAAAGGACCGGAUGCCUAUCGUAACAAGACCAUCCUUGCCCCGAUGGGUACCUUGCCCAUGCGCCUGCUGGCCCUGGAGUACGGUGCCGACAUCGUCUACUCCGAGGAGAUAAUUGCCAAGAAGUUCGCCAAGUGCCUGCGAACCGUUGACGAGAAGAGCAAGCGGGUGGAGUUCGUAUUGCCCGAUCAUAAGAAGAAGAACGUCGAGGCGGGGUGCAUGCUGCCUGGCUUCUUCAAGGACGAUGCCAUACACUUGUCCCUCGACGAUGCGCUGAGGGCCGCGCCUCUGGCCUUCCGUAGCGACAACGAGCACAACAUCUAUCUCGAAGAUGAAGAAGAUGAAGAGAAAGCAAAUCCUCCAGAGACCACCACAAGCGCUUCCCAAGGCGCGACGAAGCGCGAUGUGCUGCAGCGAGCCCAGCACUCGUCGAAGACGUGCGUGACCUACGACCAGGUGUCGCCGGCCAGCCCCCUGCACGCCCUCUACAACUGGGACCCGCUGUUGGAUUUCCUCGCCGCGGUGCUGAGCAAGGAGCAGCUCCAUCGCACGGCCGACCGGCUCGGCGCGCUCAACGUCCACAUCUACCACCAAGGCGACGAGCUCGGAUGGCACUUCGAUCGGGGAGAGUUUGCAGUAUCUCUGUUGCUGCAGUCCUCGGCCGAGAGUGGGGCGAGCGACGAGGGUGGUGGCCACUUCGAGUACGCUCCGCAUCUCCGAUCCGCUGAUGAUCAAAACUAUGUUGAUGUGAUUGGGGUGCUUGACGCGGCCGAGGAGGACAAGAGCACCACGUCAACGGGAGGGCGCAUUCGUCGCUUGAACAUCACGCCCGGGGCUCUGGUCUUCUUCUGUGGCAGGCAUUCACUGCAUCGAGUAACGAAGGUGACGGGAGACACACCGAGGGUGAUGGCCAUCCUCUCCUUCGAGACCAGGCCCGGCGUAGAGCUCAACGACUACACACGUCUCAAGUUCUUCGGCCGCACGGGCUAG
Acanthamoeba castellanii str. Neff is the source of this 1062-nucleotide messenger RNA. Its product is annotated as Oxidoreductase, 2OG-Fe(II) oxygenase family protein. Gene Ontology annotation, biological process: tRNA dihydrouridine synthesis. The record is from RefSeq and is a predicted model, not a curated record. Gene Ontology annotation, cellular component: cytoplasm. Gene Ontology annotation, molecular function: tRNA dihydrouridine synthase activity. Lineage: Eukaryota; Discosea; Longamoebia; Acanthamoebidae. Bases 1 to 1062 code for a protein of 353 amino acids. The transcript is spliced from 8 exons.